Messenger RNA from Thamnophis sirtalis, 2415 nucleotides. The record is from RefSeq and is a predicted model, not a curated record. Lineage: Eukaryota; Metazoa; Chordata; Lepidosauria; Squamata; Natricidae.
UAGGCCGCUCGAAGAAGAAGAAGACCAACGAUGAGAGAACAAAGAUAGGGAAUGAGGUAAUGGCAGGAACAUCUGAGAAGGAUCUUUUAUGAGGAGUCUGAAAUGGCAACGCCAUAGCCCAAGAUGAAUGGGUUGUGAGGGGCGUCUUUGUACGAGGCAUUUCUCUCCAGAGGACCCUCCGAAGAGAAAAAUGGGUCUCCCUUUCCUCUUGCCCGUCUCCACCGAGAUGACCUCAUUCAUCUGGAGGACAAUGGAGAGUCUGGGCCUUUAAGUUCAUAGCCAUUACCUCAUCUUCUUCGUGGGGGCCGCAGAUUUGAGAAGCAAAAGCAUUGCUCCAGUUCGGGGGUCUGCGGUUGUCAUGGCGGAUGAAAUGAAUGAUGCUCAGCUCAUAACCGGGGAGAGGCUGGUGACUUGGCUGGAAAGCAGCAUGGAGAAGUUGCUCCUGAUUGACAGCCGCCCCUUUGUGGAGUACAACAUGUCCCAUAUCUUGGAGGCCAUCAACAUCCACUGCUCCAAACUCAUGAAGCGCAGGCUGCAGCAGGAUAAGGUGCUGAUCACCGAACUUAUUCAGCAUUCGGCAAAACAGAAGGUUGAAAUCGAUGGCAAACAGGAAGUUGUGGUGUAUGAUCAGAACUCAACGGAUCUGGCGACUGUCCCUUCCGAUUCCUUCCUGAGUCUCCUGCUGAGAAAAUUGGAGAAAAGCUUCAGCAAUGUUCACUUGCUUGCAGGUGGAUUUACUGAAUUUUCCAACUGUUUCCCGGGCCUUUGCGAAGGGAAAUCUAUCCUGGUGCCUUCCUGCAUUUCUCAGCCUUGCUUACCGGUUUCCAACACGGGCCCCACCCGGAUUCUCCCCCACCUGUAUCUGGGGUGUCAAAGAGACGUCCUCAACAAGGAGCUCAUGCAACAGAAUGAGAUUGGCUACGUGUUAAAUGCCAGCAAUACCUGUCCUAAACCUGACUUCAUCCCAGAGUCCCACUUCUUAAGGGUGCCGGUGAAUGAUAGCUUCUGUGAGAAAAUCUUUCCUUGGCUGGACAAGUCUGUGGACUUCAUAGAAAAAGCCAAAGCUUCAAACGGUUGCGUCUUAGUCCACUGUUUAGCCGGAAUCUCCCGCUCGGCCACGAUUGCCAUUGCCUAUAUAAUGAAAAGGAUGGAUAUGUCCUUAGAUGAGGCCUACAGGUUUGUGAAAGAGAAGAGGCCAACCAUUUCUCCUAACUUCAACUUUCUCGGUCAACUUCUGGACUUUGAAAAGAAGAUCAAGAAUCAGGGGGGCACGAGCGGACUUGUUAGCAAACUCAAGCUUUUGCAUUUGGAAAAUGGCAGCAACCAUGGAGCAGGCGGUGGAGUCCUGAGGGGCCCUUCUCAGCUCUGUGCUUCCUCUACCUCAGAGAACAUGGAGCAAAAACCCCGGGAGCCAGGAACCCCCCCGGCUCCCCCUCUCUCGCCAUCUGCAGAGGGCGGCUCCUUGGUGCAAAGCCGAACUGGGUUAAACGUCUCCUCCGAUAAAGUUGAAGACAGCAACCGAUUGAAGCGGUCGUUUUCCUUGGAUAUCAAGUCAGUCUCUUGCGCCGCGGGCAACGCUUGCCUUACCGCUUCAGGACCCGGGUACCCAUCCUUGGAAGACACGUUGGAGUUCUACAAGCAUUCGGCCACUUUGGAAGCGGGCAGCAAAUUAUGCCAGUUCUCCCCUGUUCAGGAAGUUUCAGAACAGACACCCGAGGGCAGUCCUGAUAAGGAACACACCAAGCUGCCGGAGAAGUCCCACCAGGGCUGGCCGCCGGACAGCCAGAACAAGCGGCAGCAUUCAGGAAGGGCCACGUGUCCUGCUCAGAGGUCGUCCUUGUAUCCAUUGCAUCGAAGCGGCAGCAUGGAAGACAAUUACAGAACCAACUUCCUCUUCGGCCUUUCGGCCAGUCAGCAACAUCUGGCCAAGUCUGCAGCUGGGCUGGGUCUCAAAGGCUGGCAUUCGGACAUCUUAUCUCCUCAAACCUCCGCGGCUUCCUUAACCGGCGGCUGGUAUCUCACCGCUGAUCCCUCCCAUAUUUAUUCCGCUUCAGCCGUCUACGGGAGGAGCGCCACUUAUUCGGCCUUCAGCUGCAGCCAGCUGCCCACAGGGUGUGAGCCGACGUACGGGGUGCGCCGGAGAGAAAAGCACGGGGAGCGAGGCGACUCCCGGCGGAGCUGGCAUGAGGAGAGCUCCUUUGAGAAGCAGUUCAAGCGGAGGAGUUGCCAGAUGGAAUUUGGGGGAAGUAUCAUGUCGGAGAACAGGUCCCGAGAGGAACUUGGGAAAAUGGGGAGCCAAUCCAGCUUCUCAGGCAGCAUGGAGAUUAUUGAAGUAUCUUGACUCUCUUCGAUGAAUAUUUUUUUUCCCCCAUUCCUCUUUCCACCCAAUUUUCUAUAAAAACAAUUCCCUGUAAA